AGCCGCCAUGGAGACUCUUACCAACACCACUGGAUUAUUACCUUCCGUGUUCACCGGAGAGCUGGAGGCGCGCAGACCCAGCUUGUGGAGACCCUGGGUGGGAGAUGACGGACACGCGCUGAGACGCAAAUCGGAACAGAUGCGUCACGAACCCUCUGGAGCCAAGCAUCCAAAAGCCCCGCAGGUCGUUCACCCAGUCAAGUUGUUCUGGCCCAAAUCCAAGUGCUUCGACUACCUGUACCAGGACGCAGAGAUGCUCCUGCGCAACUACCCGGUGCAGGCGACCAUCUGCCCGUACCAGGACUCCAGCAGCGACGAAGACAGCGACGAGGAAGACGAGGAGAUGAUGGAGAAAGAGCUGAACUGA
Molecule: messenger RNA, 367 nt
Organism: Synchiropus splendidus (mandarinfish)
Lineage: Eukaryota; Metazoa; Chordata; Actinopteri; Syngnathiformes; Callionymidae
Gene: ripply2
Product: ripply transcriptional repressor 2
Exons: 3
Coding region: 8-367 (119 amino acids)
Biological process (GO): negative regulation of transcription by RNA polymerase II; embryonic pattern specification
Cellular component (GO): nucleus
Source: RefSeq, a predicted model, not a curated record